UUUUUAGCGCAGUGGGCACUUGGUGGCGUAGAGAGCCGAUUCCUCCGUUGAGACUGAUUCAAAUCUCAACAUGUUUCCAAUCCUCAAUGCUGUCAUUUGUAUCCAAUGUUACAGAUUUAAGUCUUUUGAUUACAAACAGAAAUCACCCCCUUUACAGAAUAACACAAAACUUCGGUAUUGCGUGAUGCAGGACAAUUGUGAUUAGGCAAUCGUGAAAAGCGAUGAGAAAAGUUACGGUUAUCACAUGGCAUUGCAUUGAAAAAUAUACGUGUAUAAUGUGAUUUGUAUUAUUUCUAUUCUCGAGCCGUUGAACUUUCAAGCCGCUCAUGUAUUUAUCAUUUCCAUUUAAACAUAACUCUUCUUUUCUCGAUUGAGUUGUCAAUCCUAGUGAAAAUAUAUUAAGAUAUGAGAUAAUAUAUUCAAGAGAGGCAUGAACAAUCAGGCGUGAUUUGUGGCGUUCGAGCGAGUCGUCCUGAUUCAGACCGGAUGAGUCGAGCGUAGAUUGAAUCGUUUGUCAUUUAACUGCAGUAUGGCGGAGGACAAGGAUCCGGCGACUCGACUGAAGGAUCUGGUUGAGCUCAAAGAGCAUCUGGAGGAGAUCCAGAGGAAGGUGGAGGAUGAGGUUCAGGCGGGAAUUCCUCAGGGUGGCUCACUAUUAGCAUCUCCUUUCCUGAAAGGAUUCCUGGCCGGGUGUGUGAUUUCCAGACUGCGUUCCUCAGGCUUCCUGGGAGUGGCUUUGGGGACCUUGACAGGAAUCUACGCCGCUCAGAAAUACGAGGUGCCCAACAUCGAGACAAGCGUCCGAGACUUCCUCAGCUCUCUGAAGAAAGGGCCGAGUAAUUAACAGCUCGUUAGCAACCCGAUUCACACUGAAGAGGAAAACAUGCAUUGCUUUUGUGUCAUUCAGCCUCACAUCAGAGCGCCUUCCCUGUUGAAUGAGAUAAAACUGUGGUCUGAGAUCUAUAUGUGACUAUAGAUUUUCAUUGUUUUUUUUUUUUUCAUUUUUCUUGAAUAUGUGUGUUUUGUUUCACAGUUAAAUUACAGUAGU
Molecule: messenger RNA, 1048 nt
Organism: Carassius carassius (crucian carp)
Lineage: Eukaryota; Metazoa; Chordata; Actinopteri; Cypriniformes; Cyprinidae
Product: SLC35A4 upstream open reading frame protein-like
Exons: 3
Coding region: 530-844 (104 amino acids)
Source: RefSeq, a predicted model, not a curated record